This is a messenger RNA of Mesocricetus auratus (golden hamster), 3219 nucleotides long. RefSeq names its product leukocyte immunoglobulin-like receptor subfamily B member 3. The transcript has 10 exons. Gene Ontology annotation, biological process: cytokine-mediated signaling pathway. The record is from RefSeq and is a predicted model, not a curated record. Lineage: Eukaryota; Metazoa; Chordata; Mammalia; Rodentia; Cricetidae. Gene Ontology annotation, molecular function: inhibitory MHC class I receptor activity. Bases 71 to 2110 code for a protein of 679 amino acids.
CUCCUGUCCCUCCAGACAGUCUCUGUAGCUCUGUCCACAAGCACAGCUGCAGCCUCCAGGAGGAGAUGCCAUGACCUUCACCUUCAUAGCCCUGCUCUGUCUGGGACUGAGUCUGCAACAUAGGACACCAGUGCUGGCAGGAACUCUCAAACCUAUCCUCAGUGUACAGCCAGACUCUGUGGUCUCUGUACAGACUACAGUGACAUUCUUAUGUGAGGAGACCACAGGAGCCCAAGAAUAUCGUCUGUACAAAAAUGGAAAUCCCAGGCUCCAAGAGAUUCCUCCAAAUCCUAAGAACAAGGCUGAAUUCUCCAUCUCAAAAAUAAGCUCUCAACAGGCAGGGCAAUAUACCUGUCAAUAUUGGACCUAUGGAGCAGGAUGGUCACAGCAGAGUAAUUCCCUGAAGCUGGUGGUGACAGGGGCCUACAGUAAACCCAGACUCUCAGCCCAGCCAAGCCCUGUGGUGACUGAAGGAGGGAAAGUCAACCUGCUGUGUGAAUCAAAUCAAUGGUAUCACAAGUUCAUUCUGACUAAGGAAGGACCACACAAGCAAUCCUGGACACUGGACCCAAAGUAUGACUACAAUACUAAGCAGUACUAUGCCCUGCGCCAUGUGGGUCCUGUGACCUCCAACCAAAGGUGGACAUUCAGAUGUUACAGCUUUGACAGUAAACAACCACUAGUGUGGUCAGAACCUAGUGAUCGCCUGGAGCUCCUGUUCUCAGGGACCCUCCACAAACCCACCAUCAAGGCUGAGCCAGGCACUGUGGUCGCCUACGGAAGCCCCAUGAACAUCUCAUGUCAGGGAACCCAGGAUGCAGAAAUGUGUUUUCUGCAUAAGGAGGGAAGCCAACAAACCUGGGGUACACAGACCCCAAAGGAGUCUGGAAACAAGUCCACGUUCUCCAUUCCUUCUGUUGCAGACUACAGUGGGGGGAAUUAUCGCUGUUACUGUUAUAGCUCAGCUGGCUGGUCAGAGCGCAGUGACACCCUGGAACUGGUGGUGACAGGAUUCUAUGACAAUAAACCACGCCUGACAGCACUGACCAGACCUGUAGUGACCUCAGGAGGGAACAUGACUCUCCAGUGUGUCUCAUGGGUAGGAUAUCACAACCUCAUUCUCACCAAGGAAGAUCAGAAGUUCCUCAGCUCCCUGAACUCACAGUACAAUCGCAGUAUUGGGCAGUACCAAGCCUUGUUCUCCAUAGAUCAUGUAACACCCAACCACACAGGGACAUUCAGAUGCUAUGGUUACUACCAGCAAAGGCCACAGCUGUGGUCAGUACCCAGUGAGCCCGUGGAAAUACACAUCUCAGGCCUGUCUAAGAAGCCCUCUCUGCUGACUCACCAAGGUCAUAUCCUGGACCCUGGAAAGAACCUCACUCUGCAGUGUUUCUCUGACAUCAACUACGACAGAUUUGUUCUGUACAAGGUGGGAGAAACAGACUUCACCCAGCUCUACGGCCAGAGGACCCAGUCUGGACUCUCCUUCACCAACUUCACACUGGACCUUGUGAGCCGCUCUACUGGAGGUCAGUACAGAUGCUAUGGUGCACACAAUGUCUCCUCUGAGUGGUCAGUCGCCAGUGACCCUGUGGACAUCCUGAUCACAGGACAGCAUCCUGACAGACCUUCCAUCUCAGUGAAGCCAAACUCCACAGUGCAGUCUGGAGACAACGUGACCCUGCUGUGUCAGUCAACAUACACAGCUGACACUUUCAUUCUGUCCAAGGAGGGAACAACACACCAACUCCAGAAAAUGAAAUCCAAGUCACAAGAUGGGGAGCUCCAGGCAGAAUUCUCCAUGAGUGCCGUGACCUCUGCCCACUCAGGCACCUACAGGUGCUAUGGUUCCCAUGACUCAUCUCCCUACAUGUUAUCAUAUCCCAGUUUCCCUGUGGAGCUCUCUGUCACAGGUCACAUUGGAGCCUCCAGCCCACCACCCUCAAGUCCCUUGCCAACAGCUGCUACAGCCUUAGAGUACAAGGAUCACACAGUGGAGAAUCUCAUCAGGAUGGGGAUUGCCGUCCUGGUCUUAAUAGUCCUUGGGAUUUUAGUCUUUGAUGCUUGGGGCAGCCAGUGCAAGGCCCACCAUGAAGCUAAGAAGUAAUGAGAAUCUAAAUAAGUACAUCUCUCAAGGUUCCAGAGUCUGUGAAAUCAGUCUUAUGAUCCCACUGUCUGUAAGGUUUCCAGUUCUCACACUAAGGGACUGGUAGGAGAGAAUGUCCAGGGAGCAAAUGUGAUUUGGGUGCAGAGGAAGGUGUGCGUGUUGAGAGGAGAGCCUUCAUCGGCAAAUGAAUUUAGAUCCUUCUACCUACUGUGGGCAUUUGCUGAUGAUCCAACUCUUUUCUGAGUCUUUAUCAUGAGGAAUAUGCUUCCCAGUUUGUCUGGCUUGGGUCCUCAUUUCUGCACAUUUUUUUCACUCUCUCUGAUGAGUCAUAUUUCUAUUUUAUAUAUUGCCACAUGUUCUACAGAUAGGGCCUCUAUCUGUUGUCUAGAAACAAAGAAGUUGCAUGAAAACAAAACUGAUAACUGAAGUCAGAGCCCAGAAUUAAAUCCAUCUGUCUACAAUGCCCCAAAACACUUUCUAUGUACAUUCAAUCUUUCAGUCUACAACAGGUAUCAUUCAUGGAAUUUCUCUGGAAAUAUAAAGCCAAUGUUACCUCAUGCUGGAUUAACGACUAUCUGUCCAGGGACGGACAGACACACCUAAAAGUUUUUCUCAACACAGAGUCCUUAUGUGGCACUUUGUUUCCACUCUACAUGACAUCAUCAAACACACCUUCACAAUAGCAACGUAACAUCACAAGUGUGAGUUUGGGAGUGUGGCAUGAAAUUGAUGUGGUUUUUCAUUACAUUCUCCACACUGUAAUAUUUACAUGUGCAAAAGACGCUGGCAUACUGAUCAAUAAUCCCAGAAUCACUUUGCUAUGAUGACUUAUCAUACAAUGAUUAGAAAUAUAUGCAUAGACAAUCAUGUUAUCUUAAAACGAUGCUAUCUUAUUCAUUUCAGUCUAUCUCAAUUUUUUGCCCAUACUGCAAAUGCUCUUUUACUGUCUUCUGUUUGUGUAUUAGCUAACUUUCCAAGUACAAAGCUGAAGACGUGUGAAGAGAGGAGUGACUGUUUCCUUCUUCGGGAUUUAAUACAAAAUGUCUGCUUUCUCAUCAUUCAGUAUGAUGCUAAUUUUGGGGUGUCUGAUACAUGAACUUAUGGUGACU